CACUGAUAGGUGGCACUGACUGGCGGCACUGCUGGGCACUGACUGGCAGCACUGCUGGGCACUAACUGGCACAACUGCUGGGCACUGACUGGCAGCACUGCUGGGCUGCACUGAUGGGUGGCACUGAUGGGCACAGGUGGGUGGCACUGAUGGGCAGAGGUGGGUGACACUGAUGGGCACAGGUGGGUGACACAGGUGAGUGACACAGGUGGGUGGCACUGAUGGGCACAGGUGGCUGGCACUGGUGGGUGGCACUGCUGGGCACAGGUGGGUGGAACUGGUGGGUGGCACUGCUGGGCACCGAUCAUCAGGGUACUGAUCAUCAGUGCCUGAUGAUCGGUGCCGAUCCCUGCUCUGACAACUGCCAGUUCUCGGCAGUACUUUCCCCACGAUCUGACAGCGUGAGGAAAGUGCAGCCGAGAACCGGCAAUUGC
Molecule: messenger RNA, 434 nt
Organism: Staurois parvus
Lineage: Eukaryota; Metazoa; Chordata; Amphibia; Anura; Ranidae
Source: the annotation of a GenBank genome assembly